Exophiala spinifera is the source of this 711-nucleotide messenger RNA. RefSeq lists its product as uncharacterized. The record is from RefSeq and is a predicted model, not a curated record. The transcript has a single exon. NCBI's taxonomy places the organism in Eukaryota, Fungi, Ascomycota, Eurotiomycetes, Chaetothyriales, Herpotrichiellaceae. The coding region runs from base 1 to 711 and encodes 236 amino acids.
AUGGCAUUGGUGACUCCGAAGGUGUCGAAACUCAGCUCAAAUGAUCCGACAUCCUCCCUCACAGCUGCUCUCACGCACUUCGAGGUCACCCUUAACGAGGACCACAAGACCCUAUACCAUGCAGCGACGACCAAACCCGACGCGUUAUCUGUCAUUUCUUUUGUCGGAAAACUUGGCGAGACUGCCCGCGGAAAGAGCCGAAGAGGCGUGUCGGCACGGCUCGUUACCUUUCUCGAUACUUUGCAGCAGUUCUCUGGCGUCGUCGACACCUUCGUCAAUUCCGAUCCUACAAUUGCUGCCCUGGUGUGGGGAGGAGUCCGGAUGACCAUUUUGGCAGUCAGCAAUAUCAGCUCUUCUUUUGGCAAAGUGACCAACGUAAUCAUGGAGGUCGGCAAAUUUUGUCCUGCAUAUACUAGCUUCGCUCAUUUAUAUCCUACCUCGGUCGAGCUCCAGAAUGCACUAUGCAAAUACUACGCCUGUGUCAUACGAUUAUGCACCAAGAUUAUCACCAUAUUGCAACGCUCUACCGUUCUGCAUGCCUUAUCUACUGUCAUUUCUCCGUUCGAGUCAGAAUUCUCUGACGACGUUGCUCAAUUGCGACAAGCCGCAGAAUUCGUAAAGCUGCAGUGCAUACAUUCUGCAUACAAGGCCGCUGCUCAGGCUGAAGAGCAAGCGGCAGAAGAGAGACGAACAAAUAAGACGUUUCGAUAG